Messenger RNA from Benincasa hispida (wax gourd), 878 nucleotides. RefSeq names its product LOB domain-containing protein 40-like. The record is from RefSeq and is a predicted model, not a curated record. Lineage: Eukaryota; Viridiplantae; Streptophyta; Magnoliopsida; Cucurbitales; Cucurbitaceae. Gene Ontology annotation, biological process: regulation of gene expression.
AGAAAAAAUAUCCUUUUUUGGGUUUUUGAAGGCAAAAUAUAUAUAUUAUGAGAAUGAGUUGCAAUGGGUGUCGUAUUCUUCGUAAAGGAUGUAGCGAUGACUGUAUAAUUAGACCUUGUCUUCAAUGGAUACCCUCCGCUGAUUCUCAAGCCAACGCCACCAUUUUUCUCGCCAAAUUUUACGGCCGCGCCGGCCUCUUCAACCUCAUCUCCGCCGCCGCCCAACCCCUCCGCCCUGCCAUUUUCAAGUCGUUGCUGUACGAGGCGUGUGGUCGGAUGGUGAAUCCUGUGUACGGUUCUGUCGGUUUGCUCUACUCCGGCGACUGGGAACGGUGUCAGGCCGCCGUCGACGCCGUGUUGAACGGAUCCAUGAACGUCGAACCCGAUGUGCCGCCGUCAAACAACGGUAACCUUUCCCUCAAAUGCUGCGACAUUCGCCAUGUUUGUAACGAACCCAAUUUGGCUGCUUCCGGCGAGCUUCUCAAGGUCAAGGCUCGGAGCCGGUUCAAGAAGCCUGACAACCGGACCAAACUCAAAAUCGGACCGGCUCCUGACUUGGGAAUUGGGUCUAGUUUUGAGGGAUCGAGCCGGGUUCUGAGCAAUGGAAACCGGGUUGAGAAAGUGAACGUUGAGCUGGAAUUGACUCUUAAAUCGGCUCAGUAAAGGAAGAAAAAUAAAAGGGAGGUGAAAAUUAAAAAAAAAAAAAAAAAAAAAAAGAGUUAAAAAAAUAUAAUUAGGAAAAAGCAUUGGAUUGUGGACAGAUGUUGAUGUGAAGAAGUUGAGGCCUAUGUAUGUGUAUCCCAUGCACAAGGCAGUUAUUCCCAUUUACUGUGCCCUCCAAUUUUUAUUGUAAAAAUAAUAAUAAUACUAAACUUAUAU